CACAGCGCUCGUUAUUAGCAGGCCAGAGAAACGGCCGCUGUAAAGGUGACAUUUAGCUGUCUGGUCACCGCAGCUCAUCCGAUCCAAACUAAUUGUGAAAACAGAGUGGUGGCACAAAUAUAAGCAUGUCUUCUCUCAGGAGGACGGCGGGUGUCCUGCGAACAGGCCUGCAGCUCUUCAGACGCGGACCUCGGCAGAUGACCGUCAGAAAGGCAGGAGGAGGCCCUCAUAUUGAACCCCAAUACAGACAAACUCCUCAGCUCACCAAGAACCAGAAGUUUCAGGCAGAGCUGCUCAGCGGCGCCAUGUGGUUCUGGAUCCUGUGGCACAUCUGGCACGACCCAGAUGCCGUACUGGGUCAUUUCCCAUGGCCGGACACUUCAGCAUGGACAGAUGAGGAGCUGGGAAUCCCACCUGAUGAGGAAGAGUAGAUUUGCCCUCGACAACCCAAUAUGUGCACCGGAUCGCAAAACCCGCACAUUUUCUGUAGAGGAAACUGAAAGUUCCUGUUAUGUAUAUGGACUUAUUAUCAAGUCUAAUUGUAAAAGUUGCAUUAUAAAGUAUAAAUAAAAUCCAUCAACGCUUCAAUUUGUCAGAACAGUGUUUUAUCACUUAACAUUUGGUAAAGGGAGGGGGAAAACAGUGUGAUCUACAAAACAUUUCCCUCAUCUUAUAUAUACAUUGCAUUGGAGAAAUUCCAUCACAUCCAAAACUUUCAUAGAGAACUCUGGGAAAUUUUGAAGAGGAGGAACAGAACACAGCAUCUAAAAACACAGUGACAUUAAGCCUAUACCACAGUUGAAAAUGGAAAUGAAUGCUAGAGAUUAAUAAAUACUGUACAAUUAAUGCGUCAAAGCAAAGGAAACCUGUCUGAAAACCAGCUCCAUUGAUCAAAUAUGAAGGAGAAAGCUGAAAGGGUGUGUGUCUAUAUCAAGGUUAGUGAACGGAAACAGAGGAACUUUUUUUUUUCUUUCAUAAAACACAUGCG
Sinocyclocheilus anshuiensis is the source of this 988-nucleotide messenger RNA. RefSeq names its product NADH dehydrogenase [ubiquinone] 1 beta subcomplex subunit 2, mitochondrial-like. The coding region runs from base 126 to 431 and encodes 101 amino acids. The transcript has 4 exons. Lineage: Eukaryota; Metazoa; Chordata; Actinopteri; Cypriniformes; Cyprinidae. Gene Ontology annotation, cellular component: mitochondrial inner membrane; respiratory chain complex I. The record is from RefSeq and is a predicted model, not a curated record. Gene Ontology annotation, biological process: mitochondrial respiratory chain complex I assembly.